CUUGAGAUGAGUUUGGUACUUAAAAAUCUGCAGCGCGUUGUCCGCAUUAGGAGAGUCCCGCUGCGCAAAAAGAUUGAGAUCUUGAGGAGCAUCUUAGGAGUGCAGAAGUUUGACCUAGGAGUCAUCUGUGUUGACAACAAGAAUAUUCAGCACAUUAAUAGAAUCUACAGAGAGAAAAAUGUCCCAACGGAUGUGCUUUCUUUUCCGUUUCAUGAGAAUCUGAAAGCAGGUGAAAUUCCCCAGCCUGACUUUCCAGAUGAUUAUAACCUGGGAGACAUCUUCCUAGGAGUGGAAUACAUCUUCCAGCAGUGUAAAGAAAACGAAGACUACUAUGACAUCCUGACUGUGACGGCCACUCAUGGGCUUUGCCACCUGCUGGGUUUUACACAUGACACAGAGACCGAGUGGCAGAAGAUGUUCCAGAAAGAGAAGCAGGUCCUAGAGGAGCUGAACCGGCACACAGGGACCAGGCUGCAGCCCCUGAGCAGGGGCCUCUUCUGA
Messenger RNA from Orycteropus afer afer, 501 nucleotides. RefSeq names its product ybeY metalloendoribonuclease (gene YBEY). Gene Ontology annotation, molecular function: metalloendopeptidase activity. The record is from RefSeq and is a predicted model, not a curated record. Lineage: Eukaryota; Metazoa; Chordata; Mammalia; Tubulidentata; Orycteropodidae. Gene Ontology annotation, biological process: rRNA processing.